UCGUUUGCAGCUAAUGUGACUUAUAACUAAACAAGUUAAAAUAACAGCAUUAAGGAGAGUCGUAAUCCGGAAACGUAUCAUGUGGUAGUAGGAACACAUUAAUCAUAACACUUUCACACAUGUAGAUUCUGAGUUAGUUUUUUUAAAGGUUAUUUUUAUUUAUCAGUACAAUGGAGCCAGACAGAGAACAGAUUUGCAACAGCUUGAUCACCUGGCUGCAGACGCUGGAAUUAUCAGCACCUCAUGAUAACCCAGCUGAACUCAGUGAUGGGAUAGCCAUUGCACAGGGCCUUCAGCAAAUAGCACCAGAAUAUUUCAGUCAAGCCUGGAUGUCCAAGAUCAAGGUGGAAGAUGUUGGAAACUGGCGUUUUAAAGUAACAAACUUAAAAAAAAUAUUGAAAGGAAUUUUGGAAUACAACCUUGAGGUGCUAGGCAUACAGAUUCAAGGCUUCCAGAUGCCUGAUGUGAAUGCAAUAGGAGAACAUAAUGACCCUAUGGAGCUAGGUCGUCUCUUGCAGUUAGUGCUGGGUGUUGCUAUUAACUGUGAACGCAAACAAGAACACAUCCAACGCAUCAUGGGUAUGGGGGAGAUGCAGCAACAAACGAUCAAAUAUGCCAUACAAGAGCUAAUGACGAAAGAAAUAGCAACUGGUGAUGAGGUGGAAUCUGAAGUUCAAGAACAGUUGAAACGCACUAUGGAAGAACUCAGUUCUGUGUUGGAAGGGAAAGAAGAACUACUACAGCGGUGUCAUGAACUGGACAUGCAGGUGGCAUCGUUGCAUGAGGAAAAACUUGGGCUACAAGCAGAAAAUGAAAGACUUCAAGAGCGACUUCAGCACGCAGAGAACAUUGAUGACCCCAGCACGCCUGUAGGAAAGCGCAUGAUGCAGUUCCAACAGCAGAUUGAAGUCCUGCAGGAUGAAAUUUACAAGUUAGAGUCAGGUAAAGAGGAUUACAGAAUAAAAUAUGAUGUUCUACUGAAAGAGUGCAACGAUUUAAAAGACAAGAAUGCAGAACUUACUCAGCUAGCAUCAGAAUCCAGAGCAAUGAAAGAUGAGCUUGAUGUUCUCCGCCAUACGUCAGACAAAGCAACAAAAUAUGAGGCAGCAAUAGAAUCUUACAAGAAGAAAUUAGAGGACAUGAGUGAUCUACGGGUGCAGCUGAAGAUGCUGGAGGAGAAGAACACACACUACAUGCAGCAGCAGAUUGAAAUGGAAGAGGAAAUCAAGCGGUUAAACAACACUAAGCAGCAGCUGGAGUCCUACAAGAGACAAACACUGGAACAGCAAAACCGUUUGACAGAUGAGACUAAGCGUGCAGACAAGUGGGAGUUUGAGUGCAGCAGGCUACAGGAGAGGUUGGCUACACUUCAGCGAGAAAAAGAGCGUGUUGUAGCUGAGAGGGACUCUCUGAAAGAAUUGAAUGAUGAGCUGAAAUGCACACAGCCAACUAUGGCUGGCAUCUCCCUGAGUGAGCAGAUAAGUGAUAUAGGGCCCUCACCACAGCGCAUGCUGUCUUUACCGCCAGAAGUCAAGGAGCAGCUUUUGCGACUGGAGCAUGAGAACAAAUUGCUGAAGAUGAGUGCGGAUGGGAACCAGGAGGAACAAACUCACAACUUACAGUCACAGCUGGAUGAUGCUAAUGCACGCAAGAAUGAACUUGAAACAGAAGUCAGGUUACUGAAUCAGCGCCUGAUAGAGCUGCAGGCACAGGUUGAAGAUCUUCAAGAGCGACAGCAGACAACAGCUUCAGCUUCAUCCACUGAGACAUUGGAGAUGAAGAGGCGAGCAACAGAGCUCACUCAACGGUUGGAAGAACGAGAGUUACAGAUAGCCCAGCGGACAGCACAAGUGGAGAUGCUGAAAGAUAAGCUGAGCAGCAGCGCAGAGACACUAACAGCUGUACAAGAAACUCUGAGACGCAAGGACGAAGAGAUGAGGGCUAUGGAAGAACGUUAUAGGCGAUACCUAGAUAAAGCCAGACAGGUUAUAAAAAGUCUAGAUGCAAGCCAGAGUGCUGAUACAUCAGCAGAAGUGCUAGCUCUCCGACAUCAACUUCAUGAAAAAGAACAAUACAUCACCAGUUUAGAAAAGGACCAGGAAAGAAUGAGAAGCAUUCACAGUGAGGAAGAGUCUUUGAUUGUCACUGCCUGGUACAACCUGGGAAUGCAGCUGCACCGACAGGCAGCUGAAGAGAGACUUGCCAACAGUAACAUGGGGCAGUCCUUUUUAGCACGCCAGAGGCAAAUGCAGACUCGCCGUGUCCCAGCUAUGAGUACUUUACACAACAGCAGCAAUAGCACUGUACUGCACUAACUGGCUGGUCAGGAGCAUCACUGGAGGCUGCAUAUAGCAGCCCUGGUGAAUAACUGGCCUGUGUAUGUCUAUAUGUAUGAAGGUGAGCUGGAAGGAAGAAGAGAGUGUGUGUGCAUGCAUUCAUAAGCGUGUACUGUAAUUUAUUUCAGUCAGUAGAUACAUACAGCAGCUGGAAACUUUGUGAAUGCUACUAUUACCUAUAUUCCUACUGUACCAACCUGCCAACUUGCUUGCCCCCCCUUUUUUUCUUUUUUUUUUUUUUAAUUUUUGUCCAGCAGCUUUUCACUGGCUUGAAGAGAGCAUUAAGCAUGCAGCUGUUUGUCUCUUUUCUCUUGGUAUGAUAAAAAUAUACAGCUUGUAUGUCAGUGUAAAUAAGCUUGCUUGCAAAUGGUGCUUGGGUGGUAUUACAACUUUAUAUGACCAUAACUGAACCUCAGACCUUUCACUUUUCAUAAAGAAGAGUUAUUCACACAUAAGAGUCAUUAUUAUGUGAGGGUGCUUGAACCAUGCAUGCUAGUCUUCUUGUAGAUGCCUCUUUAGUUAAACUAUCCUGGGUAGUACAAUGUAUCUGAUAGUGGUUAUUGUUAAAUAUAUAUGAAGUUUGCAUGUUUUUAAUAGUGCAUGUGUACAUUCAAGUUAAGAGCUCCGUGAUAUUCAUGUAUCCAAUGUGCUUCAUGGUGAUCAUUUAAUGUGAACUGUGUAUAGCUGUCCUCACCUAUGUUGAUAAGCAGGCAUGCAUGUUCUUUUGCUUGCUGCUUGCAGUAACAGGUCAGUGGACAUUGCACGUUCUGAAGUCCCCCAUGGGAGUCUGAUGUUAGGGGCUACAAUAGCAGAUUCAUCUCCUAUAUACCUUCCUCUGCAGCAUCCAAGAAUGGAAUUACAUUUUUCACCUGUAUGAAUUUUAAAGAGAUAGCAUGGCGGUGGGAACAGAAGAGAGUAGAGAGCGUGUGUGUGCAUGCAUAUAAAUGGUGCAUAAAAUUGUAUUUUAAUCUGUUAGUAUUUUAAAGUUUAUAUAGGUUGAGCUGUGACAAUUAGAGUAAUCCAUUGUUUUGUCUAUAGUUUGCUUUUUGAUUGGGUGGUAUUGCUGGAAUUAUGAUUACGUCUUCUGUCUUUGUACUGGUAUAUUUUGCCACCUCAAGAUAAGCAUUGAGCUUUGUCUGCCAUCAUCAUUCAUCAAGCAGAAAGACUGGGGUUUGUGUGAGCAAAAGUGGCUUAAAAGACAGUAAAAUGGAUUGUUUGCAAAGAGAACAAAAGUGAAAAUAAAGAGAAUAUUGGCAGUUGAUGACCAGGAAUGAUAUGCUGGGAUACUUUCACCAUUAUUUAAAUUCAUGCAUCUUUAUAUUCUGUAGAAUGACAGUUUAAAAGAAAAGUGUAAAGCAGGAUGUGUUUUAAAUUUGCUGUAAUUUUGUUGAAGAAUGUGUUAUCUGGAUGUACUUAGGAUGCUAUUCUUCUGUGACGUUUGGCCCAUCACUGUCAUCUAUGUAUGUAUAUGUAUGUAAGCACUGUUUGCUAUUUACACCAUGUGGCCUUUUCAGCUUGAGUUAUGUAUGAUGUAUAUAUAACAGAAUAAGAAUGAAAAAAAUGUAGCUUUUUCACUAGCUUUUUACAACAGUCUUUUCAAGAGGCAGGGUUAGGGUUAGGGUUAGUUUAUGGUUGUCAGGUUAAAACUGUAAAGCAUUUGCAUGAUAUCACUCCUUUGUUUUAGAGUAGGAGUGUAGAUGUGCAAGUAUAUAUAUAGACAAGUUUAUGAGUCUUUGCACAUGAAUAUUCAUGCAUCAAUAAGAGUCAACACCAACAUCCAGAUUAAUGUCAGAUUGAUCAAAACUUUGUACUUCUUGGAUUUGAUGGCCUAUGGACAGAUGCUGGAGUCCUAACUGUAUGCUGCCUUACCAGAGAUCACAGGCAAUACACACUUGCAUAUUUCUACAUAGACACACACACAGACAUGAUAAACAGAUAUGCUCACUUAGCAUUUCAUACUUUUCAACUUAAAUUGAUCAGAAUUGAUAAAGAGAUUGGAAAGUUUUAUCUGGUAGUCACAAGAUGAGCUACAGGAUUUGGUACUGCCAUUGUAGAAUGAAACCUGACAGCAGUGAGAGAACUGAACUAACCUCAUUACACACAGUUUCCAGGCAUUGACUAGUCAUAUAAACUGCACAGUGGAUGCAUAAUCAAUUCCACAAAGAAGUGAGAUAUUGAGUACCUGUGAGGUGUUAGAUAUGUCAGAGAAGUAAGAUAUUGAGAUGCUAGAUAGUUGUGUACAUGUAAACAACCCAAAAUCAUAAUGUUUGCCUUCAGUGGACAGAAAAUUGAAGUACUGUAUGCUGAUUAAAGCUGAUAUUAGACUUGAAGGCAACCUAGAUAUAGAUAUGUUUACCAAAUAUGCAGUGGACAGUAACAAAUUAUGAUUUCUUUUGAAGUACAUCUCUGCUCGCAUUUUAAAUUUAUUGAACACAUAAACAUUUUAUGGUGAUACAAAUUUAAAAUUUCAUGUUAUGUUAACAAACCCAGUAAUAUUUGUUAAUAAGUCGUUUUAUUUUUAAAUGUGAGGCCUUUUAUUAGGAAUGAAGCAUUUUAAUGUAUUGCUUUAAGUGUACCUUUAUAUAUCUUACACAACCUUGUAGGAGUGGGUCAAAUGUUAUUCCACUAUUUGAAUACUUUCUCCAAAACACUGAAAAAAACUUUAUUAACAGUCAUAAUUGCUACACUUUAAUGCUGGUGUACAUUGAAACUGUCUCCUUACAGGUGGUCUGGGGCAGAUUCAUUGUGACAGCAGUGAUGAGAGAAACAUGAAAAUAUUAAAAUGCUGUCUAACAUGCCUGAAAAAAAUAGACUAUGAGCCCAACCACCCACAGCAGUUUGAAGCAAGUGGGUAGAAGGCUGUGGCAUCAUUUGUGACUACAAGUUAGGAGAGAGAGAGAGCGAGCGAAAGAAAGAAGUUCCCCAGGAAAACACAAAUAGUGCAAGAUCACAGCUGUGUUUGUGUCGUUAAUGUAAACUGCUGCAAAAUCUGUCAGCAGCAUGUAUACAGUCAUUUCACAUCAUAAGAUGAUUAUAUUUUUAUUUUUAGUUUAGAAAAUACUUGUGUUCAUUUUAUCCAGUCUUUGUUUCCUUUUUUUAUGUACCAUAAAUUGCAGCUGAAUGGAAAAAGAAAAGUGUGAAAAAUUAUUGCAUUAGCAAAAAUGUAUAUACUUUCUUGUAUAGAAGAACAUAGCUAUUUAUCAGUCAUGUACACAAAAUAAAAUAUUUGAGAAUC
Messenger RNA from Pomacea canaliculata, 5571 nucleotides. Its product is annotated as protein Hook homolog 3-like. The record is from RefSeq and is a predicted model, not a curated record. The transcript has 23 exons. Gene Ontology annotation, cellular component: centrosome; cytoplasm. Lineage: Eukaryota; Metazoa; Mollusca; Gastropoda; Architaenioglossa; Ampullariidae. Gene Ontology annotation, biological process: cytoplasmic microtubule organization; cytoskeleton-dependent intracellular transport. Gene Ontology annotation, molecular function: dynein light intermediate chain binding; microtubule binding. The coding region runs from base 171 to 2315 and encodes 714 amino acids.